Messenger RNA from Trichophyton rubrum CBS 118892, 591 nucleotides. RefSeq lists its product as uncharacterized. NCBI's taxonomy places the organism in Eukaryota, Fungi, Ascomycota, Eurotiomycetes, Onygenales, Arthrodermataceae. The record is from RefSeq and is a predicted model, not a curated record. The coding region runs from base 1 to 591 and encodes 196 amino acids. The transcript is spliced from 4 exons.
AUGAAGUUUACUACUGCUUCGAUUUUUGCUACCGCUGUGUCUUUCGGCAUCGGCACCACCAAGGUCUAUGCAAGCCCGCUCGCCGACACUCUUCCUUACCCAACUGGGCCGCUGACAUAUAUUGGCCCUGUUGAGGUAAACGGGAAGAACGUGACCCUUGAAGGCACUGUCCAAGAGAUCUACUCCCAAGUCAAAGAUCUCACCGGGUCAAUACUAAAGCCAGUGGACAUUCCAAAGGAUGACCCUAAACAUAAGCUCCAGACCCGUUCUAAGGUGUCGCUUAACUGUCACCCACAAGGCGGAGGUGCCAAUCUCAGACCAAUCCGAGACGGCAUAAGAUAUCUUAACGGGCUCCAAGGAAAAUGUAUAGGCGUACCACGGACAUGUACCCGUGUGAGCUGCUCCUGGAAGGCGGGCAUCUUCCUUUGUAACGAUAACAUGCGUACGGUCUAUGUUCCUUGCAAGCAGAUCGCAGAAUAUGCUCAAGAUAUUGUGAAUGUGUGCGUUACUAAUCCCGAGGUAUCUUCGCUUAGAGGCCAGGAGUUUGAUAGCGACAACUGGAACGUUGUUAUCAAAGCUGGUCAUUGUUAG